AUGAAGUUGGCGGACGACCGCGGCUGGGGCUGCUCGUCGAUCCAGAAGACCAUCACGCAGGCGCGUAACCUACGGUUACACGAGAUGGCGUUUGGCGGGUAUGGGCAAAGAGGCCAAGGGCCUCGCUACUACUACUACUACUACUACUACUACUACUUGCUGCUGCGGUCGACCUGUCGCGCGAUCGAGCCCGGGGCGCCUGUAUCGACGUCCAGGUUGGUGGAGACCAUGGUGAGUCGCCUGCGUGUUUCGUUGGCUGGGACAGCCAUGGCCUGCACGCCCACCUUCUUGCUCCCUGUCCUGCUGCUGCUCACGCGCCUGCUACCGCGUCCUACGAACCUUCAGCACCCGCUCGCGACGGAGUGGCGGCGUCUCGAAGAGCUCUUCCGGCCGGACUCGAUAGUGUCGACCCUCAUUGUACUCAUGCAUCCCCGAACGCUCGAUGUCGUCGAGCGCGUGAUCAGCGAUGUCCUGCGCGAGCUCGUGAAAGCACUGCGCGACUAA
Messenger RNA from Schizophyllum commune H4-8, 504 nucleotides. RefSeq lists its product as uncharacterized. The coding region runs from base 1 to 504 and encodes 167 amino acids. Lineage: Eukaryota; Fungi; Basidiomycota; Agaricomycetes; Agaricales; Schizophyllaceae. The transcript has 2 exons. The record is from RefSeq and is a predicted model, not a curated record.